Molecule: messenger RNA, 1875 nt
Organism: Cyclopterus lumpus (lumpfish)
Lineage: Eukaryota; Metazoa; Chordata; Actinopteri; Perciformes; Cyclopteridae
Product: UDP-glucuronosyltransferase 2A2-like
Exons: 2
Coding region: 126-1730 (534 amino acids)
Molecular function (GO): UDP-glycosyltransferase activity
Source: RefSeq, a predicted model, not a curated record
CCCUCAUGACUUUUAAGGACAAUCUAGGAGGUGCAUUCACCACCUGGUAAAGUCAUUGAACUGUCGAUUUGAAGUUGGAUUGACUUUCCUGUACCUGUGGAUUUAGGUCUCUGAGGGACGUCAAUAUGAAGGUGCCUCCCUCGUCUCUGAUUACCUUUACUGUACUCUUGAUUCAACUCUCCGGUGCAUCUGGCGGCAAAAUCCUGGUGUUCCCAUUGGACGGAAGCCAUUGGAUAAAUAUGAAAGUACUUAUCGAGGAGCUGCAUGCCAAAGGCCACGAGGUCACUGUGGUUCGGCUGUCCGAUAGCUGGUACAUCAGUGAAAAGUCUCCUCUCUACACUUCUGUCACUAUUCCCAGUCCUGGUGGAUUUGAGCAAAACUACUUCGAAGCCUUCUUGUUUCGACAGCUGGAGAUCCGUCUUCAGGGUAGGCAUGCAUCUUCUUGGUAUAAACUCUGGUCACAUAUUCAGAUCGAGCUGCUGGUUGUUCAACAGUUCUCUCUGCUCCACAAGGCAAUGAGUGAAGUGGUCGUUCAAAUGUUUGAAGAUGAAAACCUGAUGCAAUCUUUUCAUGAAGCCAAAUAUGAUGUGGUUUUGACUGACCCUGCUGUCGGUGUCGGGGCAAUGCUGGCACGUCGGCUCCGAGUUCCUCUUGUUUUUAAUGUCAGGUGGACCAUUCAAGGUGAAGCUCAUUUACUUAUUGCCCCCUCACCUUUGUCAUACAUUCCUUUCACUGCAACAGAGUUGACAGAUAAGAUGACCUUUCUACAAAGAAUAAAGAAUGUUUUGAGUUAUAAUUUCGGGAUGUACACAAUGUCAUACAUCACAGAACCUAAUUACAAACCAGUAAUUAAAAAGUACUUUGGUCCUGAUGUGGAUUACUCCACGUUUUUUCUGGAUGCAGAUAUCUGGCUUAUGAGGAAUGAUUUUGUCUUUGAAUUUCCACGUCCAACAAUGCCAAAUAUAAUCUACAUGGGUGGAUUUCAGUGCAAGCCCCCACAGCCACUCCCUGCAGACUUGGAGGAGUUUGUCCAGAGCUCUGGAGAUCACGGGGUCAUCAUGAUGACUUUAGGAACUUUGCUUGGGAAGCUCCCUCAAGAUGUUGCUGAGGAGAUUGCUGCAGCAUUUGCCCAGCUGCCUCAGAAGGUCGUAUGGAGGUAUAUGGGACAAAGGCUAGCCAACCUGGGCAACAACACAUUAUUGGUCAACUGGCUGCCACAGAAAGACCUUUUAGGACAUCCCAAGACGCGUGUGUUUGUGACCCACGGAGGCACUAAUGGGGUUCAGGAGGCAAUUUACCACGGAGUUCCUGUAGUUGGACUUCCUUUAUUCUUUGAUCAGCCUGAUAACCUCUCCAGAAUCAGAGCGAAGGGAGGAGCUGUGAUUGUUGAUAUUGCUGAGCUUGACAGGCACAUCUUUGCAGAUGCCCUCAAGACGGCUAUUUACAAUUCCUCUUACAAGGAAAACAUGCAAAGGCUCUCAAGGCUGAGCAGAGAUCAGCCUGUGAAACCACUGGACCAGGCAGUGUUUUGGAUAGAAUACGUCAUCAGGCAUAAAGGAGCCCGUCAUCUGCAGACUCAGUCCACCAAAAUGUCCUGGUUUGUUUACAACUGUGUUGAUGUCAUUGCUGCUUUGAUGGCAGUUGUUUUGCUUGUAACAUUCACCUGCAUUUCAAUUGUACGGUUACUGUGGAGAAUUAUUUUAGUUGGGAAAAAAGUUAAACAUGAAUGACUUAAAAAAUGACAUGUUGCUUUUGUUUUACCAACAUUAACCCAACAGUUUUCUGUGUGAUGUUGCUAAAGUUGACAGCAUUGGUAUAAAUACUGUAUGCCGAGUUGUUUGGUUCAUAAAAUAAGAUCUCACCUCAUUUAAAAUA